Molecule: messenger RNA, 4916 nt
Organism: Saccostrea cuccullata (small rock oyster)
Lineage: Eukaryota; Metazoa; Mollusca; Bivalvia; Ostreida; Ostreidae
Exons: 9
Coding region: 30-4802 (1590 amino acids)
Molecular function (GO): calcium ion binding; protein binding
Source: RefSeq, a predicted model, not a curated record
GUAAUAUCGAAUAUAAUGCUGCCCAAUAUAUGACUGACAAAAUAUCCGUUUCCUGGUCAGGCUUUGAGGCAGAUAUGGGAAUUGAUCACUUUGAGGUUGGUAUUUCAUCAAGACCGCCAUUAUAUCCUAAUGGAACACAUGACUGUUAUACAUUUAGGGAUUUCGAUGAGGUUUUUAACACCAAGAAGAUGGAAGGAGUGGGGAAAGACACUUUCAAAGAUUUAAAACAGUUAUCUCUUCUUCACGGUCACAGUUACUUCGUCACUGUUAUUGCGGCAGAUGUUACAGGCAAAUGUGUUGGAAGCACUGGCAAAGCGGUCAUUAUUGACACAUCACCCCCUGAAAAGGGAAACGUUACCAUCCGAGGAAAAUAUUCUGAUAAUAUUGUUUACAUCAAACAUUAUGAUCAGAUAACUAUUGAAUGGAAUGGAUUUCAAGAUAACGAAUCUGGUAUAUUGGAAUAUGAAAUAAAGUUGUAUUCUUCAACAACAUGCUAUGAUGACGGUAGUGACCCAGAAAAAAAUACAGAUAUUCAUACACCAGAAAAAGCUGUAACUGUCAAAACUGAGAACAAAAUUACGUUUUAUGAAUUAUCUCUGAAGCAAUUUAAAACAUACAUUGUCAAAGUGACAGCUAAAAGUAAAGCUGGACUUCAGACUUCAAGUUUGUCGGAAUACAUCAAAUGCGAUACAACUCCACCGACGAAAGGAACAGUUAAAGUUGGUGACAGCUGGUUCAAAGAAGCUGCAUUCCAGCCUUUUACAGAUAAAUUAAAUGGAACAAUCGCAUUAGCACAUUCCGAAAUGGCAUAUCAGUGUCAAAGUCAAAGACCAUUGGACGCACAAAAUGAACUGGAACCUAUGAAAGGACGUUUCCGAACUGAAUGUGUCAUUACGUCAGAUUCAAAAGUGAAAAUUGAAAUCCGUCAUGAUGAUAAUUUACGUGGCAUCAUUAAAGGAGGUGUAAAAUCGAUAAAGAAAGAAAUAAUAGCAGGAAAUUAUUCCAGUAAACUCACAACUGCUAGAGGUAAACAGAUGGUGACUUCAAUUUUUCUUGCAACUGGAAGUCAAUUUGUUAAAGAAGAAUUAGAUUUUCAAGUUAAAGAAAAUCAAACUGACAUCGAUUAUGAUUUAAACAAUACUUUAUCUGAUUCCUUUUCAAACAUAACAAAUUUUGAAACUUCCAAUAUGGAAAUGUUAAAUGAUUCGAAAAUGUUGAAUAAAAGUACAGUGAACUCCGGCAUGUCCAAAAAUAUAAACCAUACAUCAAAUGUCGAAAAGAGUUCUGUUUUAGGAUUAAACGAUAUUUUUGGCAUUGGAUUUCACAUACCAGGAUACACAAAAGAUAAGCAGUGGUUUGUUUUCGUAUGGGUAUUCGACCAGUACAUCUCAACAUCUAGACAAAUACCAAUAGACUUUGACCCAACCGUUUCAAAUGUAGAAUAUACCAUCCAAUUAACAAACAGCACAUUUGUUGGAAAAAAUGUCUGGAAUGUUAAAUAUUUCAUACAAUCUGAACAGAUUGCAGAAUUUAAUGGCUUGCGAUUUGAAGAAUAUGGAACAUUUGGUGUCUAUAACUGGAACGAAAAUGAAUACGUGCCACCUAUAGAAAAUAUCGAUUUUCCUGUUGCAUUUGAAGCUAGUAGUACCAUAGAGAUAAUGAAAGAACCGAUUCCGGCUGACAAGCCCUGUAUGUUCGGGUCGUCAUUUUUUGAAAAGGACAGUUUUAUUCAAGAGUUUUGGGUUAAGGUGUCUGAGUAUGAGAAUGAGACAGAUACUUCAUUUGAUGAUUAUUUGUUAUAUGCUUCAUUCUGCCAGAAAUGUACUGAAAAUUGUAAUAUUGGAUGUAGGCAAGAUUGCAAGCCCUCUAUGACAGAGUUUGAAAUAUUGCAAUUCACCAUUGAAAAUCUUAACCUGACAGCAUCAAAAAUGUCUGGUGACAGGACAAAUGGAAGCGCCGUUCAAUACGAUUCUACAACUUAUUUCAUCCAUACUCUAAUUGUCAAUUCUGCAGGCAUCACUACUCAUUCCGCUUCUAAGGGUGUAAUUAUUGAUAACACCCCACCAGAAUUUAAUUAUGUCCGAUGUGUCGAUCCCCUGUCAUCAACAGAGGAACCCUCUCUAUAUCAGGGAUCAAAUGAUAGCUUAAGAGCCUACUGGGAUUGCAAAGAAGAUGUUGGUCAAAUUGUCGACUAUAAAAUAGAUGCUGGCACAUCACCAGAAAAUAAUGACAUAUUGAGUGACCUACCAGUCGGAAAAGGAAGGAAGUUUUUAUACUCUAAUCUGAAGACUCCUUUGGAACACGGUAAAACGUAUUAUAUUACUGUAAGGGCUGUGAAUUCUGCUGGUAUGGUCGGAAAGGGGUCCUGCAAUAUUAUAGUGGAACUAUCCCCACCUAAUGUCGAAAAUCUAAUUGUGCAAAACAUGUUUACUCAAGAUGAUGAAGAAACUUUCGAUGUUUCAUUGUCAACCAACGAAAUUGGACUUCAAUGGCAAAAUGGAACAAACGACGUUGAAUUUUAUGAAUGGCAAAUUGGAUCUGAGAAAGAUACUGACGACAUAUUUCCAAGAAUAAAAGUUGGGCUUGCGGACUCCAAGAAAGCAUCUAUUCAGAAUGGUGAACUUUUGAUUGAUGAUAUAUCUCUAAAUGCAACAGUGGGUGUUUUUGCCUCAAAAAACAAAACUAAUCAAAAAGAUGUACCAAACCAGUCGUUCUUCAAUAUGGAGCCAGGAUUAUGUUUGCAUAUUAAAUUGUUUGCUGUUGGGAGAUCACAUCUGUCGAGCAGCGUAAAUCCUAAACCGACAUGCGUUAUUCGUGACAAAGAUGAACAGAUUGAUUUUACCAAAACAACAAAGGAAACGUUAAAAGAUCCAGUGACUUUAAUGCCUGCAUUGUCUUUUACUGGUAAAGAUAAUGUAAUUCUUGCUGGAAUGCUUUCAAAGUCCGAUGUCAUGCGUGAUUAUGGUACUGCAGCUUCUGAUCGUUAUAAGCGUUAUAUAGUGGAUCCAACUGAUACUCAGAACAACACUGAAAGAAUUCUUCAGAAAAGAUUUAUUGGCAAUACGGAGCAUAUGUUUUACCUGUCACCAAUAACGAAUAUCGAGACCAAGUUUAUAUUAGAUUUGCCAUUCAACCAUCACAAAUACGAUGUCAAUCAGGAGCGCCCCCUUUUGAUCUUCUGGAACAAAGAAAAUGAGAAAUGGGAAGAUGUUGAGACAAACUGCGAGACAUCAUCAGUCAUUGAUUACCAGACAGGAACAAUGACAAUAGAGGUAUGCGGCGAUAUCUUUCUCGUUGACAAGAGGCAUGAAGGGAGGCAAAAACGGAGCACAGCUGAAAAAGGAAUAAUGCAAUCCCCAAGAAUGUUUGCUUUAAGAAAGGUAUCAAAGACCGUCCCAAAUAACCCGCCAUUCAUUACAACAACUGAAAUGCAGUACAAAGAAGAUGAAACAUCGUCAGAGUUGAUCAAGAUGGGUGAUCCAGAGAAUGACUCACUAUCUAUCAGAUUAACUAUGCCACCAAAACAUGGAUCGGCCAACCUCACAUCAAAUGGUGUCUUAACUUACCUCUCUCAUCGUGAUUUCUAUGGGGAUGACGUCAUAACCGUGAGAGUCCGUGAAGUCAAUGUCACAUCUCCAUUGACGCCUCUCGAAAUCGAAAAAAACAUCACAAUUAGAGUUCUUCCCCAAAAUGAUGAACCUAUUUUAUCAUUUAAACAAAGGUACCAUGAAAUGAAAUGCACCAAAAAUAACAUCACCUUGGAAGUUCUAUUGAAUGGAAAUGAAACUAGACAUAUCUUCUAUGGAAUUCUCAUAUUGGACGAUAUUGAUAGCAAUAACACUGUACAUUUAGGGACUAUGCACAAUAAUACCCCCAAUAAUCAUUUCGUGCUUGAACAACAACGGCACAAUGUGGCGAAUUUUGGUCAUAACGGCGUUCAUAGGGAAUAUAGCAUCAAGCAAGAUAUACACAAAUCAUUCAGUGGGAUUGCAGAGUUUGCAGCCCGUGCUCAUGAUGAAUUUGACGGAGGAAAAGUUUCUUUCAGCAAGGAAUUUAGAAUCAGUACUUACAUUUUAAUUAAUCCCUGUAUCCAUGGUAUUUGUGCGAAUAAAAGUAAUGUUCCCUGCAAGGACAAAUCACGAGCUUUCAGUUUCGAAAAUUUCCGUUGUGAUUGUUAUCCAGGAUAUCGAGGUGACUGGUGUCAAGUAGACAUUAACGAAUGCGUUCCAAAUCCCUGUUCUGUUUUUUAUGACUGUAACAAUUUGAUUGGACGGUACGAAUGCAUCUUGAAUGGUCCUAAAUCCUUUGGUCUUGCCAUAGGUUUCACUGUUAUUGUGGCUACACUUGUCCUUCUGAUCCGACGAUGCAUUCAAAAACGACCUCUGAAUAACAAAAUUGCACCAAUUAAUAUCUGGGAUGAAAAUAUGACUCGAGAGAACUCUGAGCCAAAGGACUUUCCACUAGAUACAUUAACUGCUGAGUUAUCGACAGCACAACCAGCCAACUCUGUCGCUACGGAAACAAAGAACAAGCGGUUAUUUUUUAAACGACUUGGCACUAAAGGGCAUGAGGUAAAGGGUGGAUCUGGAAGCCUGCAUGAAAUUGAAAAUGAUCAAGAUUUCAAUAUAGACGAAAACCAACUAAGCAGAAGAACUGUGUUGUCGGAGGAGCAGAUCCAGGCCAUGUUGACACCCUUGUCAUAUUACAGUUCUGCUGUUGGAAAGAGUCUUCCGCCUCACCUACAGAGGGGGCGUAUGGAGGAAAGGAUGAGCCACGACGGUCCAAAGUCCUCGCAGGCAUAAAACUGUCGACAAGAAAGCGAAUUUAAUAACUUUUAUUUUUUCACACAUUUAACCAGAGCUUGUACCCUAAAUGUGAAUUUGUGUUGACUAGUAUUAAACUGACUUGCAUUUCUA